Chaetura pelagica (chimney swift) is the source of this 999-nucleotide messenger RNA. RefSeq names its product lysophospholipase-like 1 (gene LYPLAL1). Bases 1 to 999 code for a protein of 332 amino acids. Gene Ontology annotation, cellular component: cytoplasm. Gene Ontology annotation, biological process: protein depalmitoylation. NCBI's taxonomy places the organism in Eukaryota, Metazoa, Chordata, Aves, Apodiformes, Apodidae. Gene Ontology annotation, molecular function: palmitoyl-(protein) hydrolase activity; carboxylic ester hydrolase activity. The record is from RefSeq and is a predicted model, not a curated record. The transcript is spliced from 5 exons.
AUGGGCUCAUUCCAGAAGGAAACUGAAGAGCUGGUUAUCCAAAAUGUAGAGAAGUCUGAGGUACUCAUUGACUACUUUGCCUCAGUCUUCAAUGGCAAGGACUUUGGCCACACUCACCAAGUUACGGAGGCUAAAGACAGCGACUGGGAAAAGGAAGAUCCCCCCCACUGCAGACAAAGAGAAGGUGCAUUACCACCUGAAGGUGAACAAGCCAUGGAACCUGAUGGGAUUCACCCACAGCUCCUGAAAGAACUGGUGGAUGAAGUUGCAAAACCACUGUCCAUCAUAUUUCGAAAGUCAUGCCUGUCCAGUGAAGAUCCUGCUGACUGGAAAAGGGGAAACAAUAAUUCUUGUACUCUUCUGUGUGAUACAGGUGAUACUGGCCAAGGAGCAAGAGCAUGGAUAAAACAAAUUUUGAAUCAAGACAUGGCUUUCCAACAUAUAAAAGUUAUUUACCCAACAGCUCCUGCCAGGCCAUAUACACCUAUGAAAGGGGCCUUAUCCACAGUGUGGUUUGACAGGUAUAAGAUCUCUAAUGACUGUCCAGAACACAUUGAAAGUAUUGAUUCUAUGUGCCAGGGGCUUACAGAUUUGCUCAACGAUGAGAUUAAAAAUGGCAUUGCAAAGAACAGGAUACUAAUAGGAGGCUUUUCCAUGGGAGGUGGAAUGGCAAUGCAUUUAGCGUAUAGAUUUCAUCAGGAUCUGGCAGGAGUCUUUGCUUUGUCUAGUUUUCUCAAUAAAGACUCUGCUGUUUACAAGGCUUUGAAAGGAAAUGAAUGUGUUCUUCCAGAAUUAUUUCAGUGUCAUGGAACCGCUGAUGAACUAGUUCUCUACUCAUGGGGUGAAGAGACCAACACAAUGUUAAAGUCGCUGGGAGUAUCAACAUCGCUCCAUACUUUUCCAAACCUUCAUCAUGAGUUAAACAGAACAGAAAUAGAAAAACUAAAAACCUGGAUUGUUAAGAAAUUGCCUGUUGAAGCAGCAGAAAGAACUAAAUAA